AAGAGGUGGAGAAAAAGUCGGCUGUUUGUAAGCGCGCCAUUAGUUGCUAGAGGGCAUGGAGCCAAACAGAAAGUCUGUUUCGCCAUUAAUGGCCUCUCAGCCCUUCUGGAACCCAUAGACCUACACGCAGCAAAGGAAGAUACAUAUAGACAAGAACAUCAUUAGAGGCGAAGGGAGGAGAGGAGGAGAACUGGUAGUAGUUUGUUAGCGAGCUAGGUUCCAAGGCGCCAUCACGACCUAGGGUCUCCUGGAUAGAGAGAUAGAUCGGUCGAGGUUCGUGCGGCCUGCCGGCCUGGGUAGUUUGCUGGUGUGGAGAAGAUAGCUAGAAAGAUAGAGGUGGUGCCUUGGCAGCUAGCCCGGCCCUCCUAGAGUCAAACUGUAUUUAGGUCUCCCUAGAUAUACAUACGUAGGCGGAGACACAGAGAGGGAGAGAGGAAGAUAUAGCCCCUGUGUGGUGUGUCGUCGGUCGGUGUCUGCGUGUCUCUCUGGAGAUGAUGAGUGCAGGCAGCCAGGGACAGCAUGAUCAGCAGGAGAUCAUCAGGCAACAGCAUCACGAGAUGAACAUCUCCUUCGGGAUGAGCCCCCAUCACCACCAACAACAACAACAUCAUCAUGCUGCCCCUCCUUCCUCGUCUUCCUCCUCCUCCAUGCACGCGGCAGCUGCGAGCUUCAUGAGCAACAAGGAGGCGUCGGGGGCGUAUGACCAGCUGGGGGAGCUGGACCAGGCGCUGUUCAUGUACCUCGACCAUGGCCAUGGCGGCCAUGCCUCCUCGCAGCAGCAUGAACAACGGCAGACCCUCAACAUCUUCCCUUCCCAGCCGAUGCACGUUGAGCCGUCACCCAAGGGGGAGAUUAGCCUAGUCCUGUCGCCAGCGCCCGUGGGAUCCAAGAUGCCGAGGUCGUCACCUGAUCACCAUCACCACCAACAGCAGCAGCACGCGGCUGCGGCGGCCAUGGAGGAGCUGGCAGCUGGGAGCAGGAGGCAGCAGCAGCAGGAUCACCAUCACCUCCACCACCUGCAGCACCAACAACCCGGCUUCGCUGCUGAGCAUUCUGCAGGAGUCGGCAAGGAUGUCAAGCCGGUCACCAAGAAGGAACACAAGCGGAGCUUAUCCACCGGUGAACGCGAUCCAAAAACGCUGAGAAGGCUAGCCCAGAACAGGGAGGCGGCAAGGAAGAGCAGGCUGAGGAAGAAGGCAUAUAUCCAGCAACUUGAGUCCAGCAGGAUCAGGCUGGCCCAGAUCGAGCAAGAACUCCACAGUGCAAGAGCUCAGGGAGUGUUCUACCCAGGGAGCAACCUCCUUGCCGAGCAAGGCCUCACCGGGAAAGGGCUGGGCGGCAUCGACGGCCUCAGCUCAGAGGCGGCGAUGUUCGACGUGGAGUACGGGCGGUGGCAGGAGGAGCACUCCCGGCUGAUGUACGAGCUGCGGGCGGCGCUGCAGCAGCAGCUGCCUGAGGGAGAGCUGCAGAUGUACGUGGAGAGCUGCCUGGCGCACCACGACGAGGUGCUCACCAUCAAGGACACCGUCAUCAAGGGCGACGUCUUCCACCUCAUCUCCGGCGUCUGGAGGAGCCCCGCCGAGCGCUGCUUCCUGUGGCUCGGCGGAUUCCGACCCUCCGAGGUCAUUAAGAUGCUGCUUGGGCACGUGGAGCCGCUGACGGAGCAGCAGAUCGUGGGGGUGUACGGGCUGCAGCAGUCGGCGCUGGAGACGGAGGAGGCGCUCAGCCAGGGCCUCGACGCGCUCUACCAGUCCCUCUCCGACACCGUCAUCGCCGACGCGCUCGGCUGCACCCCCAACGUCGCCAACUACAUGGGACAGAUGGGGCUGGCCAUCCACAAGCUCUCCACGCUCGAAGGAUUCGUGCGACAGGCUGAGAACCUGAGGCAGCAGACGCUGCACCGGCUGCACCAGGUGCUGACGACGCGGCAGAUGGCGCGCUCGCUGCUGGCCAUGGCCGACUACUUCCACCGCCUCCGCGCGCUCAGCUCUCUCUGGGUCUCCCGCGCCAGGACGCCGCCAGAGCACCACCAUGGCGGCCCUCACAACUAAUUUUACCUAUCCAUCCAUCCAUCCAUCCAUCCAUUCAUCCAUCCAUCCAUGGAUUUAGCCACAUAUAUAUGCAUGGAUCAUCGUUGUUCGUUCGCUUGGAUAAAGGGUUCAAGGACCGUUUAAGUGUUGCAAGCUAAAUUAGCGGCUAGCCGGUGCCUACUGGAGUAGUGGAGAGGGUCAGCAGAGGAAAGUGAAACAUGUCAAAAAAAUGUCGUCGUGGUACCGUGUUUGUCAUGGAUCUAGAUAAUUAGUGUACUAGGGUAAUGAUCGAUCAAUCGGUGUACUCCUCUGAUCCAUGCCUUAAUUAGCUCAUUUUGCCUCUGGGUUCUGGAUGCA
This is a messenger RNA of Lolium perenne, 2387 nucleotides long. Its product is annotated as transcription factor TGA2. The record is from RefSeq and is a predicted model, not a curated record. NCBI's taxonomy places the organism in Eukaryota, Viridiplantae, Streptophyta, Magnoliopsida, Poales, Poaceae. Gene Ontology annotation, biological process: DNA-templated transcription; regulation of DNA-templated transcription. Gene Ontology annotation, molecular function: sequence-specific DNA binding; DNA-binding transcription factor activity.